GAAGUCCAUUUUGUUUGGGAGAUAACUUAAAUCACGCUUAUCAAACUUUAUGUAAUGUUUUGAAAGUUUGAAUAUUAUAUAUAAAUAUCCUUCUACGCAAAAAAAGAAGAAGAUUACAAGUGGAGUGGAGUGGACAAGAGGAAUUGUUUCUUAUAUGUAAUUGUUAUACUAGCUAGCUAGGCACCAUAUAUAUAUAUAUAUAUAUCCUAUAAAUAUAGAGUUUCAUGGGCGUAUUCAAUCAUUAUUCACUACUCCCCCCUCCCAAAUGUUUGAAAGUCCUUUAGAAGUGCUAGCUAGGUAGGUGAUAUAUAUAUUAUUCAUUGUUGUGUUUAAUUUAGGUAUCGAUCAAAAACGAAGAAAUUAAAAUGGGGAAUGAAUUGUUGCCUUUUGUUGUAAUGGUGAUUGUGCAAUUAGGAUUUGGUGGUAUGAUAAUAAUAUCAAAGUUAGUGAUGGAUGGUGGCAUGAAUCCUUUUGUUCAGUCUGCUUAUAGGCCUAUUUUUGCCACCAUUUCCAUUGCUCCCUUUGCUUACUUCUUCGAGAGGAAAACUAGACCAAAGUUGACACUCUCUAUUCUUUUUCAGAUAUUUUUGUGUUCUAUUUUCGGAUUAACAGCGAACAUAUGUGUGUGGUACAUUGGGUUAACGAACUCAACUCCAACAAUUGCUUCCGCCAUCGAUAAUCUAAUCCCUGCGUUCACGUUUAUUAUAGCAGUAUCUUUCGGGGUUGAAAAAUUGGGUUUAAGAAGUAUAGCAGGACAAGCCAAGUUUUGGGGCACAAUAGUAUGUGUUGGAGGUGCCAUGCUAUUGUCAUUAUAUCAUGGCAAAGUUGUUAUUGGCCAACUCGGAUUCCACUGGAAAUAUGCAGAAAAUACAGGCAAAGAUGUCAAUUCAGCCCAUUCUAACUUCUUUUUAGGACCUUUUCUACUUAUAAUGUCCAGUCUCACUUAUGCCAUUUGGCUAAUCAUUCAGGCAAAGGUAAACGAGAAGUAUGCAGCUCCAUAUACAUCAACGUUAUUGAUGUGCCUAAUGGCAAGUGUGGAGUGUGUCAUUAUUGGCUUCUGCGUCGUCCCUAAACUUUCUGAAUGGACAUUAAAUCCCAUUAGAGCUAUCUCGGUUGUCUAUAAUGGUGUUGUGGCUACAUCACUUGCAUAUUUUCUAAGUUCAUGGUGCAUUGAGAAGAAAGGUCCUUUAUAUGUCUCCAUGUUCAAUCCGUUGCUGUUAGUUAUUUCGGCAUUUCUCAGUUGGACUUUGCUUCGUGAGAAAUUAUACCUUGGAGUAGUUGUAGGGUCAAUCUUAGUAGUGGCUGGGCUUUAUGGCUUUUUGUGGGGGAAAAAGAUGGAGACAAGUGCAGAGGAUACUGACGUACAUAAAGAUAAAGAGGAGUGCACUGAAGUGGAUGUGGAAUUGCAAUUACCUAACUCUAAUGGUCACUAUCUAGAGACGAAGCAGAUAUCAUCAGAUUUAGCCAAUGAUCUUAAGGUGGAGACUUACAAAAAGAAACUUGUCUUUCAAUGAUAUUAUUGCUGCUAGAUUUGAAAUGACAAUAAUGUACCAGGUGUUUUGUUGCCCUACUCAUUAAAAAUAUUCUAUGUACCACACUUUCGUUGGUGGAAAAUUACUGAACAAAUGUAAUGUUUCAUUGGAAAUUCUGUUGGAAUCUCUUGAAAUGAUAUAUCUUCAGCUGUAUGCUUCAAAA
Capsicum annuum is the source of this 1695-nucleotide messenger RNA. RefSeq names its product WAT1-related protein At1g09380. The transcript is spliced from 7 exons. The coding region runs from base 366 to 1514 and encodes 382 amino acids. Gene Ontology annotation, cellular component: plasma membrane. The record is from RefSeq and is a predicted model, not a curated record. Gene Ontology annotation, molecular function: transmembrane transporter activity. Lineage: Eukaryota; Viridiplantae; Streptophyta; Magnoliopsida; Solanales; Solanaceae.